ACAACCAAGUUGCUUCCAAAUCUCUCUUUGGUGGUACUACUAAUCCCAGUGGAGUUACUGCAGCUGCAACCCUUGGUACCCAAGGCUUUAAUUUUGGAAGUGCAACCCCGGUACAAUCAGGAGGAGGAGGAGGCUUCUCAUUUGGAGCUACCAAACCAACUACUACUCAGUCAACAGGUGCACCAAGUAGUUUUUCUUUUGGAAACCCUGCUGGUACAACUGCUGCCAGCAUUUCUUCAGCUUCUACUGGGUUGUCUUUUGGAACUGCUGCUGGUACAACUGCUGCCAGCAUUUCUUCAGCUUCUACUGGGUUGUCUUUUGGAACUGCUGCUGGUACGACUGCUGCCAGCAUUUCUUCAGCUUCUACUGGGUUGUCUUUUGGAACUCCUGCUGGUACGACUGCUGCCAGCACUGCUCCAGUAACUGGAAUUUUGUUUG
Messenger RNA from Anneissia japonica, 438 nucleotides. Its product is annotated as nucleoporin nsp1-like. The record is from RefSeq and is a predicted model, not a curated record. NCBI's taxonomy places the organism in Eukaryota, Metazoa, Echinodermata, Crinoidea, Comatulida, Comatulidae.